UUUCAAGCUCUUAAAAUAGUGGUUCUGAUCGAUUUAUUUAUAUAUAUAUAUAUUGUAACAUGAGGAAAAUUCGACAUCGACCCGUGGUUUAAAAAUUAUUUGAAAGAAUAAAUCAUUACCCGGUGAGCAACUUUUGGUGACAUCUAUGACGAAAAAUUCCGACUUUGACCGAGCAAACGAUCCAACGCAUGGAUUGAAACGAGAGAUCCGGGAUAGACGCCGAACUGAACGGCCACGUUUUUUUUUAUUUUUGAACAAUUCGACUCUGAACAAUUUUCGAUUUCGGCGUACGAACAAUUUGAAUUACGACUGAAGAUCAAUCCGAGUUUGAUCAAGGAACAAUAAAUCGCGACAAUUAAUUUCGACCCAUAAUAGCCGAGUUCUUGAACAAGUGAACAAGCCGAAGCUCGGCCCGAAUCUGAACAAAGUGUACGAGUGCAAUAAUUAAUAAAUAAGUGCCGUGCGUCCGUAAUAAUAAUUAAUUAAAUAAUUAAUUACGCGUAAAAAUUAUAUGAUCGUGCAAUUAAACGUGUCACCGAAUUAAAAUAUUAUUUUAUAUUUUAUUUUAUUUCUAUCGAGCAAUUCUGAGAAUUACGGAUUAUCCGUGUCUCAUUCGUACCGCAGUCGAGUCUUACGCUUACAAUACUCUGACGUCAUUCGUCAAGUAUUUUGUGUGAAAAAUAAAAUAAGUUUAUUUUAUUUCGACAACCGACUGUGUCUUCUCCGAGCAAUGAACUAAUUGUGUUUUCCGAUCAACUACGACCUUUUUUGAUAAUUUUGUUUAUAUCGAGUCAAGCCGACAACGGCAUUUAAUUUUUUUGUAACCGAUAACUUUAUUUGUGAUACCGAUCAAUUAUUUUGUGUUUAAUAUACGAUUAAUUAUUUUGUGUUGCUUCUGAUUAAUUAUUUAUCGUAAUCUUAAGUGCCUGACCUUUCCCCGAUCCGCCACCCUGAGUCGACAUUUUGAUAAUUGUUUAUUUGGUGAUAUUGAAAUCACCUGGCGCCCAACUUUAAUAAUAUUGAACAAGGUUGCCAAAAAUCAAAAAAAAGUAUCUUCUACGUCAGCGGGAAGAUCUUCUAUACAUGAUUCGAGCAUUCUUACGGCAAGAAAAUUUAUUAGAAACAUCAAGAUCAUUGGAAAAAGAAGCUGGGCUUUCCGUACAUAUUGAAAUAUGUGACAAUAUUGAUCUUGGAAUCAUUUUUGCGUUUUACUUGCAUUCUUUUCUUGCCAACUAUAAUAAAUUACCAAAAAUUUGUAAAACAAUUGAGGCACCAGUUUCAGUUGACUGUCAAAAAAAUUUCAGGAACAAAAUUGGAAAUUUUGUUAAAUCACAUAGUGAUCCUGAUUCUAAAACAAAUCCCUCGAUAACCAAUGAGUUAAGCAUAAUUGAAAAUGAAAAGAUUACUCGAUUACUAAAUGUAACACAACUAUCAAAUAAUGCAACUCAAAUACCAUCAAUUAAAAACCCAGAAUAUCAUAUUCUUUUGGGAGAGAAGAAAGUCCGUUCGAUUGAUAAGUUAUAUCCUGCUUGUUCAGAAUUUCAUGAAACUGCUCAGACUAUAAUGAAGGAUAUUGUGUUAAACAACUUAAAAGUCAAUUGGAGUGAUAUUUGGGGAUUAGAACACUGUAAGGAAAUUCUUAUGGAGGCAAUUAUUUAUCCUUUUAAAUAUCCAGAGUUGUUCGGCGACAAAUUUUCAUCAUGGCGAGGAAUCCUUCUGUAUGGACCACCAGGGACAGGAAAAACUAUGCUCGCAAAAGCUGUAGCAACUGAGUGUGAUUGGACAUUUUUCAACAUUACAGCUAGUUCCUUAGUUAGCAAAUGGCGAGGCGAUUCUGAGAAAUACACUCGAAUUCUAUUUGAAGUAGCUAGCUAUCAAGCACCAUCAGUAAUUUUUAUUGACGAAAUCGAUUGGAUAUCUGGAGACAAUGGCCAUGAUGGAAAAUCAUCAGAACCGGCUCGACGAUUUAGAGCUGAGUUUUUAACACGACUUGAUGGUCUUGUAUCGACAACAAAUGAUAAAAUUUUAUUGUUAGCUACAACUAACGCGCCUUGGAAUUUAGAUGACGCGCUACUUAGACGCUUAGAAAAACAUAUUUUUGUGGACAUUCCAGACGAACAAACUCGACGAAAGAUAUUAAAAUAUUAUACCUCACCGAAUCUCCAUGGUCUCAAACAGUUUGAUGAAAUUGUUGUCAGAACCAAAUUUUAUUCGGGUUCAGAUUUGAAAAGACUUUGUAAAGAAGCAUGGAUGAUUCAAUCAAGAAUGUUUAUUAAAUUAUGUGAAAGAGAGAAACGAAAAUCUAUUCAGACACCUCAAUUUAUCGAUAAUAUCGAGAUACUUCAAGAAGCAGAAAUGAACAUGCAACUGAAUUCGAAAAAUCUUUCGGAAAAAUAUAAAAAAUGGAAAAAUAUGAAUAAUUAAUGACAACAUGUUGAGUCAAUUUCGUUGAAUGUAAUCGCUCAUACAGUUUUCAAUAUAAUAAAAAAAAACUUGGAAUGAAAAUAGAAUAAAUUAUUUAUCAGUAUGAAUAGCAGCGGGCAUUCUGUUGAUAAAUUCUCCAAUAUUUGAGUAUAUACACGCAAUCUACAAUUUUGGAUACACACACACACGCGCGUCUUCGUGACACAUAUUCAAUAUGUACCGAAUUUAGCGUUUAUUGGCACCCUGACUUUACUCUUAUACGUUGUUGGAAUUCAUUUCUGGAUGAGUUUAGUUAGAACUGUUUAAAGUCACUAUUAACUACUUAAAUCAUUAGUAACUACAUGGCUCUCCUACUGAAGCGGAAACUGUCACUAUAGUGACCUCGUGAAAGGGCGCCACUGGAAGGAUC
Microplitis mediator is the source of this 2833-nucleotide messenger RNA. RefSeq names its product katanin p60 ATPase-containing subunit A-like 2. The transcript is spliced from 8 exons. Lineage: Eukaryota; Metazoa; Arthropoda; Insecta; Hymenoptera; Braconidae. The record is from RefSeq and is a predicted model, not a curated record. Bases 1084 to 2424 code for a protein of 446 amino acids. Gene Ontology annotation, molecular function: ATP hydrolysis activity; ATP binding; protein binding.